This is a messenger RNA of Symphalangus syndactylus (siamang), 1150 nucleotides long. RefSeq names its product transmembrane protein 225 (gene TMEM225). Lineage: Eukaryota; Metazoa; Chordata; Mammalia; Primates; Hylobatidae. The record is from RefSeq and is a predicted model, not a curated record. Gene Ontology annotation, biological process: negative regulation of phosphatase activity.
AAACCAAUAGAUGAUUCCAUGGCAGUUGGCGGUCCUGAGAGCAGGCUGGCCCUGAUAGAUACGGAAGUGAGGAAGGGUGGGAGUUAUCUAUCUUCUCUGUUUUAUAGACUACUUCAGCUUCUGCUGCUGCCAAUGCCUCAGCAACCACUGAAAGUUCAGAUAUCACCCUUCCUGUAACUAAUCAAAUCAAGGAAGAGAUCUACGAUAUAGUGGUGGUGGUUCCAGCUAGAAAUUUUCACUCACAAUGGUGCAUGUUUCAAAUAGAAGUAUCCAGGAUAUGAACAUACUUUUCUCCUCCUGGGCCGUAGUCUUAACGGUGAUGGGAAUCACCUUAGAUAAAUGGGUUGAAUUGAUUUCAGAAGACGAAAGAGCCAAGAUGAACCACAGUCCAUGGAUGAUGUGUUGCCCUGCUCUUUGGCCAGAAGAUGACCUGAAAGUGGUCAGGAUUAUGAUGAUGUCGAGCCUUGGCCUUUCCUUCCUCCUUAACUUAAUCCUGGGUAUGAAAUUCACCUAUCUGAUUCCUCAAAAUAAAUAUAUACAACUCUUCACUACCAUCCUCGGUUUCUUCUCAGGUAUCCUUCUGCUCUGGGCACUCAUACUAUAUCACAACAAGCUGAAGCAAGGUCAAUCCACGUACUUCUCUAGUUAUAGGAUCACCUGGAUCAUGUAUACUGCUUACUUAAACGUUUUCUUCUUGUCUGUCUGUGGAAUCCUCUCUCUCCUAGAGUGCAAGUUGUCUACCAGUAGCUGUACCUGCCUGAACAUCCAUAAAUCUGACAAAGAAUGUAAGGAAUCUGAGAAUUCUAUCGAAGGUAUUUCAUUACCAGAAAGCACUGCAAUGCCUCAUAGCAUUGUCCGUGCACACACUGUGAAUUCAAAGGAAGAUACCCUAAACAAAAAACUCCAAACACGUCGCGUAACCUGGGCUCUGUGAUUUGGCAGUCUAUUUCUUGCAGUAUAUCCUCAUCUUUAUGGAAAAAGCUUUGUAGGUGUGUGCUGUGUCUCCAACCAUGUUGUCUCUAUUUGGAAUUACAGUUGGGGUUUGUAAAAAGAUCUGGAAGAUGGUUUUUUAAAAACUCCUGGCCUGCUGAACAAAUAGUUUCUUCUGCAACAUUUAUUGUUAAUAUAAUAAAUAUUAUCAUAUAAAUAA